AUGGUCACCGGAGAUCUCAUUGAGAUCUUAAUACCUGUGCCAACGGAUGACCCGAAGACCGUAACCGUCGGCCGCAACCGUAGCCACUGGGCUCUGGUCGAGUCGGUGGACCCGCGCGGUAAUAUCCGCUGCUAUCACUUGGCCCGCGACCCCCUGUCGGCGCCCACCCGUCGUGUCGUACGCUGGGAACCGUUGGUCAACAUUCUGGACGAGUGCGCGGACAUCGGCGCCGACGGGUUUGUCUAUUGGCGGUGCAAUAAUCAGCACCGGUUGGCUCGACAGCUGUUGGCCAUCACCGGCCGACACGGCCCGCCGCCGUUGGACGUAGUGUUUGGCGAGAUUAACAAGUUUCGGGACCGGGAGGUGGCCUUUGACCCCGACGGGUGUAAUGCCGAGCACUACUGCACGUACUGGCGCUAUGGGAUCGGCUGGUCGUCCGGCCGACACCCGCCCCAACAGAUUGUGGCCAAAGCCGAGCACGAGAUGCGCGAAAUGGCCGCACAGGCGGCCGCUGAGGCUCGAGCGCAGGCACCCGAUGGCACACCACUGGUGACCACUAUAGGCACCACUAUUGGCAAACCGGUGGCGGCGACUAAAGGCAUACGUAAACGGAUGUCACGUACGGACAAAUACGCGGCCAAAGCCCCGGCACCCGACAGCACAGUCCAACCCACUGUCAACCCCAAAUUCAAACCUCGGGUCCAGUUUCAAGCCGUGUCCGGCGGGUCGCGCGAUAUAGAGGUGCUCUCAAGCGAACCCACGAGUGAUGUUAAGCCCCCGCCAGUGGUCGUGAAGAAGGGAAAGGGGAGGCGAGUGCUCAGACAUUUGGCCAAUUUACAUUCAAACUCAAUGGGACUCAAACCGAGCAAAUAUGCCCGCCGUUGGCCACCCGGUGCUGUAAAGGCCAGGGAUCUGAUACAGAUCCGGUGUGUGGGCGCGUACGGGCCGUACAGCCAUUGGGCUCUGUGCGAGUCGGUGGACAAAACGGGCUGCAUUUGGUGUUUUCACGUCAGGUCCUGCGCUCCGGCACCCGACGGCCGGCAGCGGGCGAUUGUCCGCUACGAACGCUUGGAGGACAUACUUAUGGCGAUGGCCGACCAGUGGACAGGUCUGGUGCCCGACUGGCGGGUGAAUAAUCAGCAAAAGUUGGCUCAACAGGUGCUCACUAGUGUUGAUAAGCGACGGCCCGGAGUCCGGUGGGACCGGAACCGACACCGGGUCCGUGACGUGCCCUAUAACCCGAUGACCCGUAAUACUGAGCACUACUGCACGGCCUGGAAGUACGGCACCGGUUGGUCGACGCAAGUCAUGUCCGAUAAGAGUAUUAUUAAAUCGGUGGCCAAACAACAUUACUGUACGCACUGGCGGUACGCCAUCGGGUGGUCCACCGAUGUAUACACUGACCAUCAGAUUGUGGACAAAACCAUCGAUCAGAUGGCGAUACUUACGCGCCGGACAACCGCUAAGGAGGUCGCCGAAAACUAA
This is a messenger RNA of Medioppia subpectinata, 1485 nucleotides long. NCBI's taxonomy places the organism in Eukaryota, Metazoa, Arthropoda, Arachnida, Sarcoptiformes, Oppiidae. The record is from the annotation of a GenBank genome assembly.